AUGACUGCCACCAUGGCAGAAAUCAGUGAAGAGGUGGCAGUCAAUCCAGAUGCGCAGGCGGCAGUGACUGAUUUCCUGGACUACACUGAAUACCUGCCCGCCGACCUUAUUCGCUCUUUGACUCUCAUCCAACAACUGGACGAAACAUAUCUUCACCAUGCAGACACUGUGCAUGCUCUGACACACACUUAUGGGACUCUACCCACGAUUCAGCUCAACGAGCGGCCGGACGCCUUCGGGUUGAGAUCUGAUAUUUCGCGCCAGUUAGACUUGGCCCUGAAUGCAAGAGAGUCUGCUUAUGCAGAAGCAAAAAGGCUGUUUGACCUCACGGAUCGCCAUCAAGAUCGACUGAGGAGCAUUAUAGGCAAGCUCAAUGCUCUUCCCAAACCACCUUCUCGAGAUCCUACCCCUCAACCGCAAGCCCCAAGCGCUGGGAAGACGUCGCGUACAGGAAGAAAGCUCAACGGGUCAGUGCCUCGACUGCUCCUGAAAGGUCCCCAAGGCACUAUUGCCUCGUCUGUGCUUCCAAGACCGCGCCAUAAACGUAUCACAGUUCCUGGUGAGGUAAUGCCACCUUAUGAUCCAGAUGAGCCUAUAGCUAGCACAGAAGUGUCUGAUUGGGAAUCUGAUCCUCCAUCCCCUGUCAAAGCACCUGUCCUAAAGCUGCCGAAACAGCGUCCCAUAGUUGAACAUGAACGAAAACCUAGAGAACAUCGGGAGACCUCAAGUUAUCGCAAGCCUACCCCUCCUCCGGACGAUGCACAAGCAGGAAGCAAUUGGAAGCCUUGGACACGCCUCUCGGACUAUGAGAUGUAUAAGCUACGAAAAAAGAUGAAGAAGAACCAUGCCUGGGAACCAAGCGACGUUAUGAUCCGAAGAGAGCUUGCAGAGAAAGGUCGAGGUUGGGACAAUUACUACAAGGCACGAGCCGCGGCUCAGGCGAGUGGCACACCGUUCCUAGACGUCGACAAUGCCGACAAGGAGCAAGUUCCAUCGAUUCUCCAAACUGAGGCGUCUAAGUCCACGAGCAAGGAUGAACCAUCCUCUAGACCCAAACCUAGAAGAACCGAAUCGAAAAAGGAGAAGAAAGAAGAAACACCAAAAGACCCUGCCGCAAGAGCAGCUCACGAAGCUGAAUUGGCGGCUCGAAAGCUUGGGGAUAUCGGCUCCACGUUUAAGAAUCUGUUCAGUCCAUUCUCGACGGCACUUCAGUCGCUCAAAACAGCUACAGGCACAGCUUCACCAGUAACCACACCAAAGGUCGAGAGCAAGCCACCGAAGAAGAGGAAGAUUGCGGAGACAGCAUCGACAACUCCGUCCUCUGAGCCCGAGUCACAGGCUAAGAAGAAACAGAAGAUCCUGCCUAAGCCAUCACCACUCGCCCUGCCUGAGCAAGCCACACCCACGCUUGCCAACACAAACACCAUUACAAUCCCUCCCAUCAAGCUCAAGGUGUCAGUCCAGCCGAGUGCGCCUGCAGCAACGAGGCCUGCUGCCCCCUCUCGAUCUGUCAGUACGCAAAAACCCGUUCCCGCGCCUGCUCCUGCUCCUACCCCUACGCCAGUACCAGCCAAAGUAGAAGCCACUCCCCCACCCACAAGGCCAUCAUCACGAAAAUCUGCUGCUGCCUCGAUAGAGCCCAGUACGGUACAUUCCACCAGGCAAAGUAGGAGGUCGUCAGUCACACCUGCUACUACGGCGGCACCUCUCCGCAAGACGCCUCUACUAGAGACGACUCCCAAAGCAGUGGUCACCGCAGCUAGUAGUCGCAGCAAGCGUGAGCCACCAGGUACGGUCACUCAGUCUAGCCAAGAUGGAGGUGCUGCUGUCAGCGUCAGUAAGCGCAAAGAGAAACCGAACAAGGCAAGCAAGGCGCAAGCACCGAAAUCCACGCCAGAUGCCAAGGCACAGCCUGAGCCUGAAGUGCGGAUUGAUAUUGACGGCAACCAAGAACUUCUUGAUCCCGGAGAAGAGCGAUAUUGUGUGUGUGGGGAUGUGAGUUGGGGAGAGAUGAUCUGUUGUGAGCUCGACGACAAGUGCGAAUUCGGGCAAUGGUUUCAUAUGGAUUGUGUGUCGCUACAUGAUAUGCCACCACGGACAGUGAAAUGGUUCUGUCCUGGGGAUCGAAAGAAACUUCACAAAGGCGAAUCCACCAACGGUCUGGUUGGAAGGACAAUCAAAUAA
Molecule: messenger RNA, 2184 nt
Organism: Lithohypha guttulata
Lineage: Eukaryota; Fungi; Ascomycota; Eurotiomycetes; Chaetothyriales; Trichomeriaceae
Exons: 2
Coding region: 1-2184 (727 amino acids)
Biological process (GO): regulation of DNA-templated transcription
Cellular component (GO): histone acetyltransferase complex; nucleus
Molecular function (GO): histone acetyltransferase activity
Source: RefSeq, a predicted model, not a curated record